Nerophis ophidion (straightnose pipefish) is the source of this 5461-nucleotide messenger RNA. RefSeq names its product OCRL inositol polyphosphate-5-phosphatase (gene ocrl). Gene Ontology annotation, biological process: signal transduction; phosphatidylinositol dephosphorylation. Gene Ontology annotation, cellular component: cytoplasm; membrane. The coding region runs from base 341 to 3265 and encodes 974 amino acids. Gene Ontology annotation, molecular function: inositol phosphate phosphatase activity; phosphatidylinositol-4,5-bisphosphate 5-phosphatase activity. The record is from RefSeq and is a predicted model, not a curated record. Lineage: Eukaryota; Metazoa; Chordata; Actinopteri; Syngnathiformes; Syngnathidae. The transcript is spliced from 24 exons.
CAAGAAGAAGCCAACUGUUUGCCGGAGGGAGAGAGACAGAAGUCUCCCACCUGAGCGCAAGCAGACUUUUCUCGCCAAUGACGUUUAUUAAAAAAAACAUAAUUUCCGAAAAAAUAGAAAUGUCACCGCAAUGUAAAGGUUGGUGAACAUUUUCAAGGCGAGCCUCUGUUGAGUGUCGGAGCUUACCACCAACCACGGAGCGGCUGUCACCCGGAAGGCCGCCGCCACCACCGCCGCCGCACCCGGUGGGGAUUGAACCUUCUCUCCCCGACGCAUGGAGGCCAGCAGCACGUAGACGCGCCUUCCAACCCGCGCUGAAAUUGACGGUCCUCCGGUAAGAAUGGCCUCCUUGGGGAUCGGCCGAGAGGAAUGCUUGGCAACUGUAAGAGGUCUGGAGCUGAGGGCUGGUCAGAAGGAGGCCAGACUGCUGUCACUUAUUGAACGUGGGGGCGAGUUUAUACUCGGCGUGCUGGCCACCCCUGAUGCAGUGGUGGCUCGUCCGGUGGCCCAGCUGUCCAUACCCAUCAACGGUAAAUUCCAAAUAGUCAAAGAGGCCGAGGAGGCUCUUCUCAUUGACUUCUCCCUGGUUUCUGGGCUCAGGAUACGAAUAAAAGGAGAUAAAGCCCCAGAACUCCAGUUGGAACUCCAGGAUGACGAGCGCACGCAGACUUUCCUCACGCAGGUGAUAAGCGCCCAACAACAAGUUCAGUCGAAUCGCUCCAACCCCGGCGUGAUGGAUCACGAUGAAACAACACCUCAAAGAGGUACAGUCCCCAACCCGCCUCAGCGUGGACACAAGACUGCCAACUGUGUGGACUCUGGAGUCAACCAGCCAAGUACGACCAGCCUCAAUAGCAACAAAUCCACACAUCGGACUAAUGCAGUUCAGUCGCUCGCCUCAGACUUUGGCUUUGAGGACAACUUCGAUCACACCUUGAAAGUGGAGGAAAAGAAGAACCAGCAGAACAGGAUGGUGGCCCCAAGGGAACCUCCUCCGGUUCCCCCUCUGCCUCCGCGCAAAGCCUCCUUCACUCCCUCUUAUCAGCUGCCUGCGCCCCCGCACCUUAAAGAGAGAGCCGUCUCCUCUCAAGCCAAAGACAACUCCAGACCAGAUAGUUUCAGACCGGGCUUCGAGCGGGACAGGCCGGCGUCUUGGUCCGACAGUCCCACCACAAACACGAUGAGACAUGCCAUGUUCUCCAGCCAGGCGGGGCAGAGGGAGUACCUCAUCAAACGCCGCCUGGGAAAGAAGGAAAACGAAUAUGUGGACCUCCAGAACUUCAGGCUCUUCACUGGUACUUGGAAUGUUAACGGGCAGUCUCCAGACAGCAGCCUGGAGUCCUGGCUCUCUUGUGACGCAGAACCUCCUGAUAUGUACGCCCUGGGUUUCCAAGAAUUGGACCUGAGCACUGAAGCUUUCUUCUACAUGGACUCCUCCAAGGAGCAGCUGUGGGUGGAGGCAGUUGAGAGAGGCCUACACCCUAAAGCACAUUAUAAGAGGGUUCGCAUCAUAAGACUGGUUGGCAUGAUGUUGGUGGUCUAUGUCAACAAGACACACAAGGGUAACGUCAAAGAAGUGGCCGCAGAACACGUCGGCACGGGAAUCAUGGGCAAAAUGGGGAACAAAGGAGGGGUGGCAGUGAGGUUUGUGUUCCACAACACGAGUUUCUGCAUCGUCAACUCGCAUCUGGCGGCACACGUGGAAGAUUUUGAGCGUCGCAACCAAGACUAUAAAGACAUUUGCGCUCGCAUGACCUUCCACCUACUGGACCACCCCCCUCUGAGUAUCCACAAGCACGAUGUGGUCAUCUGGUUUGGGGAUUUGAACUAUCGCCUCUUCAUGUACGACGCUGGUGAGGUCAAACGCCUCAUCUCCCAGAAUGAGCUGAAAAAGCUUCAGGAGUUUGAUCAGCUGAACAUUCAGAGGCAGACCAGAAGAGCCUUCACUGACUUCAUGGAAGGAGAGAUCAACUUCAUCCCAACGUACAAGUACGAUUCCAGAACGGACCGUUGGGACUCCAGCGGAAAGUGUCGUGUUCCAGCGUGGUGUGACAGGAUCCUGUGGCGGGGCAACGAUGUCAAGCAGCUCAAAUACCGCAGUCACAUGGAGCUGCAAACCAGUGACCACAAACCGGUCAGCUCCAUAUUCAAAAUAGGGGUGAAGGUGGUCAAUGAGCAGCGCCACAAAAAGGUGUUUGAGGAGAUUGUUCGUGCUAUGGACAGAAUGGAGAACGAUUUCCUUCCGUCUGUGACGCUGAGCAGGAGAGAGUUUAUGUUUGAGAAUGUAAAGUUCCGGCAACUCGAGAGGGAGCGUUUACUCAUAAAGAAUGACGGGCAGGUGCCCUGUCACUUUGCUUUCAUCCCCAAACUCAACGACUCGCAGUACUGCAAGUCUUGGCUGCGUGCUGAGCCGAGCGAGGGAUUCUUGGAACCAAAUGAGACCCUCGAGAUCUAUCUGGAGGUCUACGUCAGUAAAGACUCUGUCACGCUGCUCAACUCCGGCGAGGACUCCAUCGAAGACAUUCUGGUGCUCCACCUGGACCGAGGCAAGGACUACUUCAUCACCAUCUCGGGCAACUACCUGCCCAGCUGCUUCGGCACCUCGCUGGAGACCCUGUGUCGGAUGAAGAAGCCCAUCAGAGAGAUCCCCAUCACCAAACUCAUCGACUUGGGAGAGGACAGCUUCACUGAAAAGGAACGGUCAAAGAUGAACUUCCUGAUGGGGGAUGCCACAAGCACAGAGGACGCACCUCUCAAAAUCCCCAAGGAGAUGUGGAUCCUGGUCAACCAUCUCUUUACAAAGGCUUGUGAUCAGGAGGACCUGUUCCAAACACCAGGAUUAAAGGAGGAGCUGCAGGCAAUCAUUGACAGUCUGGAUACCAGCAUUCCAGACACCAUCCCUGGCUGCAACCAUUCCGUGGCCGAGGCUCUACUGAUCUUCUUAGAGGCCUUGCCGGAGCCGGUGGUGUGCUACGAGCUCUACCAACGCUGCCUGGACUGUGCCCACGACAGCCGCCUAUGCAUACAGUUGAUUUCCCAGCUGCCUCGUACCCACCGUAACGUGUUCCGCUACUUGAUGGCUUUCCUGAAGGAGCUGCUCAAGCACGUGCACAACAACAACCUAACAGCCAGCCUUAUAGCCACCCUCUUUGCCAGCCUUCUCAUCCGACCUCCUCCCAGCAUGGCGAACCGGCAGACAUCCCACGACCGCCAGAAAGCCAUCAACUUUAUUCUGGGAUUCCUGAUGGCGGGAGAUGACGAGUAGUAACGCCGCGUUGCCGGAAUCCACCUCGAGUCUUUACAGUGUCUCCACACGGGCUGAAAAAGACUUUUUUUUUCAUCCCCUCACAAACUCAUGUUGGAGAUCCCCGAGGGCUUCAUGCUUUUACCAAGUGUCGACCAGUUUGGCCACUUGGCUGCGUUCACAAGCACUUUGGAGCGGUGUGCACUUUCUGAGACCUCCAAGUACAGUCUUGUCCUCUUUCCUAACCGACCCAAAUCUGCACCAAAGAGAGCGGCGCAGAUGUGACAACACGGCAAGAGCCUCUGCUCUUCUAGCAUACCUCUCAGAGAAGUUUUGGAGGACAAUCGCAUUACAUGAGAUGCGUCGUCUGUUUUAAUUGAAGGGGAUCAGACGACUGCGAGGAGUAUCUGUUAGGUGUUAUUUAUGCGUUUCUAUUUCAACGACGUAUGACGUGGCGCACAUUUACGUCGGAUAAAUGCUGUUACACCGUUUAUGUGUUCCCUCCGACACUGCAUCCUUGCCAUAGAUAAUGGAGCUCAGGGCUAUUCAAGUGGGGGCCAAAUCCAAGUUUAGUGCAAAACUUUGGGAGACAAACAUUUUUGCAGCAAAUUCUUAAAAAACAGGAGUGCUCCUGUUGUCUAGAGGAACCUGGACCACUAUAAACACAUCAGCACAUCCUUGCAUUGACAACAUCACCUUGCUAGCAAAUAGCAGACUAGGGUCCAAACUUGUGAUCUACAUAACUGAGGCGUUCCUCAAGGCACCCCUUUAGGUCCUCUCCUUUUAGGCAGUGAUUUAUACAUCUAAGGUGCUGCUGUAGCUUCUUCACUACCGAUGCAGUCAGUAAUCAUUUGUUCAACUUCUUUAGUCAUACUGGUGGUGUUCCUCAAGGAACCAUUUUAGGUCCUCUCCUUUUUGGCAGUGAUUGAUGUAAUUAAGGUGCUGCUGCAGCUUUUUCACUACCGAUGCAGUCAGUAGUCAUUUGUUCAACUUCUUUAGUCAUACUGGUGGUGUUCCUCAAGGAUCCAUGUUAGGUCCUCUCCUUUUUGGCAGUGAUUGAUGUAACUAAGAUGUUGCUGUCGCUUCUUUACUUCCGAUGCAGUCCGUAGUCAUUUUCGUUUAUCCUCUUAAGGUAUACUAGUGGUGUUUCUCAAGGCUCCGGUUUAGGUCCUCUCUUUUUCAUCAUUUGGGGCCCUUCCAGUAGAGGUCCCCAUUUAAAAGACAACAUUGCAGCAGAUUGUUAAAAACACUAGAGGUGAUCUUUGACGAGAUUUUGUGCAGAAGUAUUCUGACAAAAUAAAUAGACCAAAAUCAAAGAGGACACUGGUUCUCCAGAAUGUGUCAAAUGAGUCUAAUAGUGAAGGGAGAAGUCCGGAUUUGCUUCUUGGAAAUGUGGCCCCUGAAAGGAUUUAGUGUAGAAGAACAUUGAUGCAUUAGUUUUAGUGAAUAAUGAUACGUGGACCAAUUCAGAGACACUAUGUUGGUGUGCCGCGACACAGUGGUUGGGAAUCCCCGCCGUGGAGAACAUUUCGUCUUGGGAGCGUUUGCUGUGUAUUUGUUUUGUUUUGUCCUUGCCUUUUUUUGGGAGCCUUACAUCAAGUUUGUCCUGUUCGUCCGGAGUUACGCAAGAAGUGCUAUAAUUGAUACACUGACUUCCUGCUUCAAGAUUGCAACCUGCCGUCCUCAAGGCUGUAAAUACUGACUGUUUGGCGUGGUCCUUGGUCAUUAUGAAAAUAUGGUACUAUCUAUAUUGUGUGUGUUUUUAUUUCCUUGUUUUUAGGUGCCCCUCAUCUAAACGCUUACACGAUUCAUCGUUUUGUCUGUCUGACACUGGUUUCCCACCCAGGUUUUGCAAAGUUCACCGCGCGAUCGCAGGUCGUAUCCUCUUUUUGACGCCGCUACUUCAACAGUGUUUCAUAAAUGAAUGGAGGAGAAAAAAACAUUGAUCGUCUGCGCUAUGUUUUUCUUGUAAAACGUGACAAUCACGCAUGCUUCAGCCUGGACAUGUUCCAGGUGUCUUCUGAACUACUGCUUCACAAAUUCCACAACCUUACCUGAAAUCCAUCCUCAGGGAUGUCCUAUGCCAGUGAAUCAUCUGUAUUUAUGUCUAUUUUAGUGCGCACCAUCUGCUCCUCAAUGAAGGUACUUCUUUGCAGCUUUGUUUUGUUUGUUACUCUUUAAUUUAUUCAAUGACAGAAAUAAACACAUUUAAAUGUU